AUGUAUGCCAAUUCUAAGAAUCCUGUCGGAAAGCCUUCCAGAGGUGAUUUUCAACAAUCUCCCAAUUCUAUCGGAAGGAUUCUUUAUGACAUUCCGUGCAAGGUGUGCAAGGACCACUCCUCAGGCAAGCACUAUGGCAUCUACGCUUGCGACGGCUGUGCGGGAUUUUUCAAGCGGUCAAUUCGACGCAACAGGCAGUACACGUGCAAAUCCCGAAACGGUCAGGAAUCUUGUUGUCGUGUGGAUAAACCGCAUCGCAAUCAGUGCAGAGCCUGUCGACUUAAAAAGUGUCUCGAAGCUGGCAUGAACAGAGACUCUGUUCAACACGAACGUGGUCCACGAAAUUCAACUCUUCGAAGACAGGUGGCAUUGAUGCUUCAAGAACAGGUGCCGCCAAAAUCGCGUCAAGAACCUCCAAUACCACCGCAAUCGCUCUCAUCAUCAUGCAUUCCAUUCCACGUUUCCGACUGGUGCUUUCCCAAACCCUUCUACAACCUCUGCCCAGGCAGUUAUGCACUCUCUCCUCCCUUCACGGAGUCAUUUAAUAUUUUUCUAAGAAGUGGUCUUUCCCUCCCUCCACCCAAUUCUUUUGUACAGUUUCAAGCACCACCACUUCCACCUCCAAUAUCAUCGUCUUCCAGACUUCCACAUGGCAAGGCAUUCUUGUCCAACCUAUUAUCACCACUACCUCUGCCACCGCCAUCACUGCCUCAAGCACUGUCAAAAGCCGAGGCAUUUGGAAUCGACAACCUCCUGAACGAAUCCCCACUAGUACCAGUAACUGGUGCUGAAGAAGAGAGAACUCCUGUAUUCGGUAAAAUUGAACCAAGAAUUCCACCCCAAACAUCCACCACUCCAGAAGAACUCAGCGUAUGUGUCAAAGGCAUUCUACUCUCCACAAUGACGUGGAUCAGCACCAUUCGACCGGAUCGACAACUGCUCCGAAUGUUUCUCCAACCUCCUGUUUAUUCAGCAGCUACUCAACUGACUCCUCGUGAAAUUGCUUGCCUCAUGAGUAUCACAUGGCCAAAGGUCUUCAUCCUAGAAGCCAUUGAGGUCUUUCUGAAGGGUCGGGACGGCGAAAAACUUGUUGCCUUCUUGGUCAGGUUAUGCAACAAUGGAAAUGCCACCGGUUUCAACGCAUCAGAACGAAUUGAAACGCUUGUCAGAGCUCUAACAGCUCUACAACCGUCUGCUGACGAAUUCAGUCUCUUAAAGACGUUUUGCCUAUUCAGUGUGGGGUCCGAUCUCGCGAAUCGAGUAGAAUUUGAACAUCUUUCAUCCCUGUGCGUUCUCCUCCACCAAAACCUUCCAGUCUACAUCCACACAUGCCUUCCAAUUGGUUUGGAGCAGAAGGAGGCCUUCCUACAGUGUCUAACGUUGAUCGAAAGCCUUCCUGAUGUAAUCUCUUGCCUGAUUCGUGGAGCCUUCUUGCAGAUAUUCGACUGCUCUUUCGAGAACUUAGACUAUAUGAUUGAACGGAUGACCUUUGCUGCUGUCGAAGCGGCCAAUCAGGCCACAAUGAAACCAUCCUAA
Messenger RNA from Hydatigera taeniaeformis, 1536 nucleotides. The record is from the annotation of a GenBank genome assembly. Lineage: Eukaryota; Metazoa; Platyhelminthes; Cestoda; Cyclophyllidea; Taeniidae.